This is a messenger RNA of Colletotrichum higginsianum IMI 349063, 1728 nucleotides long. RefSeq names its product bZIP transcription factor. Gene Ontology annotation, biological process: regulation of transcription by RNA polymerase II. The transcript has 2 exons. Gene Ontology annotation, molecular function: RNA polymerase II cis-regulatory region sequence-specific DNA binding; DNA-binding transcription factor activity, RNA polymerase II-specific. The record is from RefSeq and is a predicted model, not a curated record. Bases 1 to 1728 code for a protein of 575 amino acids. NCBI's taxonomy places the organism in Eukaryota, Fungi, Ascomycota, Sordariomycetes, Glomerellales, Glomerellaceae.
AUGACGACCUCGAAUCAGAACGUCGAUAGCCUCGACUCCCUCCUCGACUUCAGCGAGUACGACAACAUGUCCUACCAGUCCCCAUCGCUGUCCCCCGCCGUUACCUCAAAGAACACCUUCACUCGCCCCUCGGUCAGCACCGUCGCGACCCCGACCAUGCCCUCGGCAUCACAGCCCCUUACUGGCCCGAGCCACCAGUACGAUCUCUACAAGCAGCAGACGGGCAUCGUGCCUGGUGCCCUCGCCAGCACUCUGGCCGUGAAUGAGGUGAACCCCCACAUCAGCGGCUACAACAGCAGUUAUGGCAUGGAAUAUCUCGGCGCCGGCUUGAGCCCCGAGAACGACUUGUUCGACUUCAACACUUCCCCUUCCCAGAACUCUACCGGUCUCGACAUGGACAUGGAGUUCGAGUCUCCUCCCGACUCCCAGUACUUCUUCCCCAACCCUACGGUCAACCCCUCGGCCAUCGCUGGCCAAGAGUCGCCUGUGGUGCCUUCCCAGCAGAGCAACGUUGGCAGACUCUGGCCUGGCAUGCACUCCCAGGCUGCCCUCGCCAAAGCCCAGGCCCAGCAGAGGCAACAGCAGCAGAUCAUCCAGCAGCAGCAGCAGCGCCACCAGCAGAUGAGCAACAAGCCGCGUACCAAGAGCCAGCAGCCCACCGACCCCAUCGUCGAACAAAAGAUCACUCAGCUUCUCAACUCUAUGCGUGCUAAGCCCGCUCAGGAGGGUGACAGCCCCACUCCCCUCAUGAACCUACCCCGGUCCAAGAAGGACGAGGAGGACAUGGACGAGGACGAGAGACUUCUCGCCAGCGAGGAGGGCAAGAAGCUCAGCAGCAAGGAGCGUCGACAGCUUCGCAACAAGGUUUCCGCACGUGCUUUCCGUUCCCGCAGAAAGGAAUACAUCACCCAGCUCGAGGCCGAGAUUGCCAACAAGGUCUCUGAGAACGGCGACCUCCGUGUUCACAACCGCGCUCUCCAGGACGAGAACAAGCGCCUGCAGGACCUCACCCGCAUGCUUCUCGCUUCGCCAUCCUUUUCCAACUUUCUCGACCAUCUGAGCACCAACCCCCAGGCUGCUCCCCAGCCCGCCGCUGCUGUCAAGGUUGAGAGGCAGCCCGAGCAGCGUCAGAUCCCCAAGGACAUCAACCCCUACGCCAACCAGGGCCAGCAGCAGCAGCAGCAGAUUGGUAUGGCGAUGGUUCCGGAGCAGAACAUGGACUUCGCCAUGCUCAACAUCGAUAACGAUGCCUACAACUUCCAACCCCAGGUCUUCGCUGUCCUCGAGACUCCUGACGUCCCUGUCACCAUCGACUCCAACGUCCUCUCUGGCAAGUCUUCUAACUUUGUUGGUGAGAAGUUCGAAUCGGAUGACGAGAAGAUCGACAUCCCCGCCAUUGAGGCGCCCAAGACUCUUGCUCCCGAGAUCCCGUCUCAAACCCCCGCCGAGACGGAGGUCUUUGACGACGAGUUCGAGAACGACCCUGAGUUUGCCCUGUACCAUUCUUCCCCCGCACUUUCCGCCGAAGGCCCCGUCGAACUGGACACGGAAGGCUUCUCCCACAUUGACAUUUUCGGCGGCGUCGAGACGGAGAAGGUCCUUGCCCGCUACGAUCUUGUUGAUGCCUCGGAAGAGGAGCAAAACGCCUGUGUCGCCAUGGCCAGGGUGCAACGCCUCUCAGCCAGCCUGGAACCCGUCCUCGCAAGAUUAGAGUCGCUCGUUCUCUAG